Messenger RNA from Moesziomyces aphidis, 900 nucleotides. The record is from the annotation of a GenBank genome assembly. Lineage: Eukaryota; Fungi; Basidiomycota; Ustilaginomycetes; Ustilaginales; Ustilaginaceae.
AUGGACCAGAAGGACAACGCCAAUCCGAUCGUGUACCAGUCGAGCGCGAGCGCCAACCAGCGACGUGCGUCGUCGAGCGCGGAUGCCGAGUGGUGGCGCGACCACUCGAUCCACUCUUCGGCCGCUUCCAUCCGCACACCUUCUGCCAGCACCGGCACCGGCGCCAUCGCUUCCAGCUCUUCCAGCACGGGCACUGCAUUCGGAUCCGGGCUCGCUUCGUCCUUCUCCCGAGCCACAAGGUCGACCCUCGACGAGGACGAUGAGGAUGACGAGGACGAAGAGGAUGACCGCCUCGAAGGCGACGUGCACGACAAGGAUGGUGAUGUGGCCAUGGGUGCUACUCAGCAGCCGUCGACAUCGCUCAAGGGCGACGAGAUCGACAGUCAGGAGAUCUACGACCUGAUUCGGUCGAUUACGGAUCCGGAGCAUCCGCUGACGCUGGAGCAGCUGGCGGUUGUGAAUGCGUCGCACAUCAGCGUUUCGCAGGGCGACCUGAGUCGCAACACGCUUCCGCACGUGCUGCUCGAAUUCACGCCAACGAUUCCGCACUGCAGCAUGGCUACGCUCAUCGGGCUGUCGCUGCGGGUGCGGCUGCUGCGUGCGCUGCCGGAGCGGUUCAAGGUGGACAUCCGUGUGCGUCCGGGCACGCACCAGAGCGAGAAUGCGGUCAACAAGCAGCUCAACGACAAGGAGCGCGUGGCUGCGGCGCUGGAAAACUCGCACCUGUUCAACGUGGUGCAGGGCUGUCUGGCCAGUGCCGGUCGUCGUGGCAAGAGCGCCGAUGACCUCGCAGCGUACCUCAACGCCCCACCAUCAGCGGAUGGCGCAAUGGAUCAGGACCAUGCCAACAUCUGGAAGACCGUCGACGAGAUCACCACGCGCAUGGGCAUCGCCGUCUAA